ACUGGAUACACUCAAGAGAAUUUCUGGACUGCAAAGACUUCUUAUGGUUCUGAUUUCUCUAGGACUGUGGCAUGUUUUAACUGAAAAACUUCAAUGACACUGGAAACAGCCUGACACUUCUAGUAGAUUGCAAGGAAAACAAACCACCAAAGCCAUGGAAAGAAAAAAACAACAGAAACGGGAAUUCGGGAAAAGACUUUCUCUGGACAGCAGUCUUGUGGAGUAUAUGGACUCAAAUAAAUACAUAGAACAUUUAGUAACUCAGCUAGAAGAGCAACGCUGGAACCUAUGGAGGCAAAAGUUGUCUGUGGCUCAGCUGCAGCAGGAAGUUGCGAGAAAUAAGAGUGAAGGGACAAUGCGCGAGAAGCUGAUACAUGAGUUGGAGGAAGAAAGACAUUCGAGACUUGAGAGUGAAAAAAGAUUACGGGAGGUGACAUUAGAGUCAGAGCGUAACAGAGCUCAAAUGCGUGGAUUGCAGGAGCAGUUUUCGAGACCUGCCCACUGUUCAUUAUGAACAUCAAGUUGAACAUUUUAUGACAUAUUUGGUGUUUAUUUCAAUAUUUCUCAAUCAGUGAGCUUGUAAUGGGACAAUUAUACUGGCAACUAGUAUGUAGAACACACACAUCGUGAUCCCUUGCAGCACUGGCAGAAUGAGAAAUGUCAAUUGAGGUUGUUGUAAGAGGUUUCCUAAUCCUGCUGAACUAAGGAAAGAGAUUCUUUCUGAACCAUUGCCAUCUAGAGAACAUAAA
Molecule: messenger RNA, 749 nt
Organism: Chelonoidis abingdonii (Abingdon island giant tortoise)
Lineage: Eukaryota; Metazoa; Chordata; Testudines; Testudinidae
Source: RefSeq, a predicted model, not a curated record